Molecule: messenger RNA, 2145 nt
Organism: Cylicocyclus nassatus
Lineage: Eukaryota; Metazoa; Nematoda; Chromadorea; Rhabditida; Strongylidae
Source: the annotation of a GenBank genome assembly
AUGACAAUCGCGGAUGACCAAGACAGCGAUCUGCCUGGAAUUCCCAUAGAGAUUGGAAGGCGGCGCUUCGUUAACUUUAAUCUGCCAAGCGGAGAAUUCAGAGUGUUCUAUGCAGUUCUGAAUCAAAGUGCUGCGCUCGACCUACUCCGCGUUCACUGUAUGCUUGAUAAUCCCAAGCUCAAAUAUGAGGACUACAACUAUGUACAGAUCACAGUUGCUAAUGGAAGAGCUACUGUAUCCUUUUCACUCCCUGAAAAAACAAGCAACGGAUCACUUCUAUAUGAAGGUGCUCGAACUAUCCAACCUUUGGAGGUUGAAGAUUUUGCCGAAAAUGUGCAGGUGAUUACGGUGACGAUCUCAUCUCGCGCUCAGACGGCUAUCAGCGGGAAGAUUCGCGUUGCUAAUUACGAUAGAUCUCAGUACAACGUUAUGUUGCCACCGACCUCACCGAAAGAAAAGUCUCUUGCCAAUCAAAAAGCUGGAUUUGUACGCCCUGUUUCCUUUCGACUUGCGACUAAAGGCAUUGAUAUGCUUAGAAUCGCUAUUCAAAGUGAUGAUGAUAUCUGCGCAAGAUUGGUCGUCUCUACUGUUCAGAAUAUUCAAGUAGAAGGAUGGGAUGACAAUCAGCUGAAGUCAAUGGAAUUUUCUAGGCGACUUGAUCUUCUUCUGAAAAAUGAACUUCAACCGGUCAUCUACAUGCAUAUCGAGGUUUAUCCGGACGAUACGAAAUGUUCAGAAAACCCCAUUUACAGAACUCCGAACAAGUUGAAGGUUUUCAAUAUCACCUGGUUAGGCGAAUCUACCACAUCACUGCUGAUGCCAAUCGCUGCUUCAGUUCCAUGCUUCCUUCUUGCCGUUGCUUUGGCUCUUAUUUACGCCAUUUUCAGUAGGAAGAGAAGCGAACGGAUAGAUGAUGGAGGAGCACUUGAACAAGUUGGCCCUGAAAAUGAUGGAGCUUUGUAUGAUAAUCCGGAAACAGGCAUCAGUGAUAGUCCAGACGGGGACGAAGGUACUGUAAAUCUACGAAGAGAACAGUCACUCCAUGUGAAGACUGCUUCCGGAGUGGCUGUUCAGAAGGAAUGGUCUUGGAGUAGCGCCCAAUUUGCUGUAAUUCUUCUUCCGAUUCUUUCAUUAGUGAUCUCUGCUCCAAGGCUGGGUCUGGAAUGGAAUGACGACCAGUGUUUCCAUAAUUACGCAUGUGCUGAGCCUCUUUGGAUUUUCACCUCAUUCAAUCACAUCUUCAGCAACGCAGGAUAUGUGUUCGAUAGCUUAUUCUAUCUCAUAUUUGUGAAACUUCGUAAGAAGAAACCCACGGCAAGGUACGGCACAUACAAUAACUAUGGCUUGGAAAUUUCCAUGGGUUUGUCGCUUUUAUGCGAAGCACUCGCAAGUUCCAUCUAUCACACAUGUCCUAAUGCGAUAACGUAUAACUUGGACACUCCAUUCAUAGAGGUGAACUGCCUACUUAUGAUGCUGAAGCUUUACGGGAACCGACGCCAAGUUAUCACACCUCAACUCGCAAACAAUGCUGUGACAUCUGUGAUUCUAUUCGACAGCAUUAUCACGGUAAUCGGCGACAAAGCUGUGUUACGCGGACUUGUCGUGACGGCGUUAAUCGGAGUUGUGCUUCUAGGUGUUGGCACGCUAUUACUUGGGCCCGAAUAUUCAUUGAGCUCAUUUCGAGCUUAUCAAGGGCGCCAUCUUAGUGGUGGCCUUGCGAUUGGCGCAUUACUGGUGAACGCUAUCAUUACUUUGGGGUUCCUUUUCCUAUCGCAACAUCUUCAAACGACUCAGUUCACUACUGUCCUGUGUAUCAUUAAUACAUUGCUUUAUCUCAUCUACUACGUUACUAUGAAGCUCAAAUCCACUGAAAAAUGGUGCAAGUUCUCCAAAAGAUGUAUAAUAGCUGCUUUCUUGGUCUGGUCAAUUGCUUUGUUUUUCUUUCUGAAAGAAGAGACUGAUUGGAGGCUUACACCUGCUCAAAGCCGCGCUCUAAAUCUCCCAUGUGUGCUGUUGGGUUUCUUCGACUAUCAUGAUCUCUGGCACUUAUCAUCUGCAUUGGCCUCGCUUCUAUUGCUAAUGGGUAUAUCUAGCAUAGAUGAUGAUCUCUGCGCUAUUCCCACAUCUGAAAUUUCAGUAUUCUAA